Gambusia affinis (western mosquitofish) is the source of this 2650-nucleotide messenger RNA. Its product is annotated as probable G-protein coupled receptor 82. Gene Ontology annotation, biological process: G protein-coupled receptor signaling pathway. Gene Ontology annotation, cellular component: membrane. The record is from RefSeq and is a predicted model, not a curated record. Bases 116 to 1276 code for a protein of 386 amino acids. Gene Ontology annotation, molecular function: G protein-coupled receptor activity. Lineage: Eukaryota; Metazoa; Chordata; Actinopteri; Cyprinodontiformes; Poeciliidae. The transcript has 4 exons.
ACUGUCGAGCGGCCGGCUCCUGAGCAGCUCUCUCUCUGUCUGUCUGUCUGUCUGUACCUGUGAAUGCUUGGCUGGAGGUGGGGAGGAUACUGUCCGAACUGAGACCACAGAUUAAAUGGAGGACCCAUUGUCUCAACCUUCGCUCCAUAAUGCCUCCUGUUCCCUGUGUCCCUCAGCGGCAACGCUCUACUUCCUCCCCUCCAUCUACGCACUCCUCUUCCUCACCGCUCUGCCGGGGAACCUGCUGUCUUUGUGGGUGUUCCUGCGCUGCAUCCCUUCCAUCUCCCCCAUACACAUUUACCUCACCCACCUGAGCAUCUCUAACCUGCUGAUGGCCAUCAUGGUGCCCUUCCUGGCGGUGUACUUCGCCAAGGGCACGCACUGGUCCAUAAGGGACAUCCCAUGUCAGAUAGUCCUGCAUGGCAUCACCCCUGUGCUCCACAUCAACAUCUACAUCAGCCUCCUGAUCCUCGCCUGGGUCGCUCUCAGCCGGUUUGCCGUGCUCAUUCGGAACACCCACACCUCCCGGCCGAGCGCCUGCAUCUCACUGCUGCCCAACAGCUUCUUCUCGAGUCUCACGCGGGUCUCCUUCGCAAACGGGGUGUGCGCCAUUCUAUGGGUGGUGGCAGUGGGGGCCAUCGUUCCGGUGACUGUUUACUACUCCAUAAACGAAGUUACAAGACGUGAGGAGGUGUGCUACAGCCCGGUGGUGGAAAUAGGAGGCAGCGUUUCUUCAACCACCAGCGUUUCCCUUGUAAUUCUGUUCUUCGUCCUCUACCUGCUGGUGCUGGUCUCGUACAUCACCGUCCUGAAGCACAUCAAACGCUCGCGCCGCAACGCAAACAUCACCCGCUCACAGAGCCUGCUGGCGCGGGUUUCCAGGAACAUCGUGGUCAUCCAGGUCGUCCUGUCUUUGUGUCUGCUGCCAUAUCACAUCUUCAAACCCAUCUUCAUCAUUCUGGCUCAUUAUCAGUCUUCUUCGCUGGACUCCUCCUGUUCUGCCACCACCUGUAAUCCCCUGAACGUCUUCAUCGAGGUAAAGAACUGCCUGUUUCUGCUCGCCGUUCUGAGAUCAUCCAUUGACCCCGUGAUGUACUUCCUGUUGGACAGGACCUUUCGCCAGCAGGCCCUGAGCCUUCUAAGGAAUAACAAGCUGGACUUUAACAAAGGCCAAACGGUUUGGACGACUACAGGGAGUGCAAAUCAGAAGACAGAAAAAGUCGGGGAAGGAAAUGUGAUCUUAUCGAGUGUGGUGUUAGCUUGCGAAAGAAGUUAACAGAUCAAGUGCGACAAGUAAGAUGUGUCUGGACUACUUCUUAUGCAUUUAAAAACCAGUACAACAUGAAGAAGAGCCAACAUGUCAAGCUGAAAGUGUUUUAGACAUAAUGUUUCCCCCCAAAAUGCCUCAUUAUGUCACAACAACACAGCAGAGAUGCAACAGGUCCAACAUGGGACAGAAUGCAUGUGUGCUGGGCCUUCAGCCAUGAAGAAGAUCAAAGAGACUGACAGAAGAACUAUGAAUCCCACAAUGCAUUGCAUUAACCUACUUUCCAUUUAGCAGGAAGAGGAGGAGCUUCACUGAGUGAAUAUGUGACAUCAUGUUAACAGGCCAGUCCAUGAAAGAAGUUGUCUUCUGUUUUAUUCCAUCAAAGGAAUAAAACCUUGGCAACUGAGCAUCAGCCGCCAUUGUUUUCCCUUAGCUGGAGAGCAGCAACAGGAACUGAAAGAAGAGGCUAACCGUGGCGCCACAAACAUCCACUGGAUCCCUUCUCUUGCCCGUAAUGUUCACCAUAAAUAUCCUUGGUUCUUAAAAACUGUUUGAAUAAGGUUUUUGUCUGGACAGAGGUCAAUUAGUCAGGAAUAAGCAACUUAAGUUUUGCCUCAUUGUGUAUUUCAUUGUGUUUUUGCAUUGUCGAUGCUUAAGACUGUUCCAAACCGGAUGGAUGGCUCCGGUUUGCUAACAUACUGAGAGUCCAGGAAGAUGAGCUUGUCUGCUUUUUUUUACUGGUAUUUCUUCUUUCCUUUCUUUUCACUAGCCUAUAUGAAAUAGCCGUAGAGCAAGCUAAAUGUCAGUCUUCUGAAACGCUAAAUGCUAGCUAAACUAAGGUAACAGUUAAUGGAAAGCAGUAACCAAAACUAUCAGUGAUUCAAACUUGAUUCCACUGCGUGGUUUCAUCACUGAUAGUCCAGUAACAUGAGCUUGUCUACAUUACUGAUAUUUUUAAAUCUUUUUCCUUUUGCUAGCUUAUCUGAAAUAGCUCUACAACGAGCUAAAUGUCUGUUUGUGCCUCGGCAAGCAGCAAGUGUUCAAAAACAAUUAUCGCUAUAAAUGGUGCUUAGACUUGAAAGAGAUAGCUAAAAAAAAAAAAGCAACGCCUAAACUAGUUUCUAGUUGUCUGUUUAGUCAGCCAUCUUGUGAGAGGCAACAGGACUUGGUGAGAGCUUGGUAUUUACUUUUUAGUAGUUUAUUUGUUUUCAUUAUUUUUUUAUAUUGUUACUAUAGCUUCAAGAGUUCUUUUUAUUAAAGUAUUUUAACUGUAUUCUUGUGAAAGAAUUGCAUUCUUUUUGUUAAUAAACUCAUAUACAGGAGCGGUCUAUCAUAAUUUCUGUUUGAAGAAAGCUGGGCUUAUACCUUCAUUAAUCUUUAUUU